AUGGUGUUCAUCGGCAAACCGUCAAGAGCGUGUGCUCAUUGCAGAAGGAGGAAGCUUCGUGUAACUACCCUCCCUCCCUCUGGAAAGGCCCCUCUAACCAUCGCCAAGUGCGACCUCCGCAGGGCCGCCUGUGGUCAAUGUGUGAGAGCCGGCCUCACAUGCUCCGGCUACCGCGACCCGGACCAGUUGAGAAUUCGAGAUGAGAGCGAAUCGACGAGACAAAGGGCUCUCAGCCGUCGAUCUAAAUUGGACGUGCAGACCAUCCAGAUUUCCAUUGAAGAGGCGGCCAGAGCCGCCUUCUUUUCUCACUAUGUCAAUGGACUGGCCAAAACCUAUGAUGUUCUCGGAAGCAUUGACAAACAAUCCCCGCUGGACAAACAUCUGGCAGCCAGCGUUGAGGCUGCUAGUCUGGCAUUCUUCUAUUUCCAGCACUACUCCGUGCGUGCUGCACGGCCUGCCCGGGAAAAGUACUUGUUGGCUCUGUCGCUGGUAAACAGGGCUCUGGGGUCGCCCGACCUAGCGGCUCGUGAUUCGACCUUGCUGGCGGUGCUCCUCCUAGACUUGUUCGAGAAGAUCAUGAACAACAACCCCAGGUCGUCUCCUUCCUGGAUGAGCCACGUCAAUGGCGCCUUGGCCCUUGUCAAGGUGCGAGGCACGAAUCAGUUUCAUACUUACGUGGGGCUUCGACUUUCAGUGCGGCUUUUCUCUAACAUACUCAUUAGCUGCAUUGCAGCCGAUGCUCCAGUCCCACCCGCGAUGUACAAGCUGCGUCAGGAUAUCGAGCCCUUCCUUGGUACCAUUGAUCCAAAAUGGCAAGUUUCACAGCUUGUGAUGGAGUAUACCACUCUUCGCGGAGCAAUACAUGAUGGGCAUUUCGUCACUUCGGAAGUGAUUGUACAGGCAAAACUACUGGACGAUAAGUUCAGGAUGCUCGCGGAAACCUUACCACGGUCCCGGAUUUCUCGCAGGAUCCCAGUCCAAUGGCAAUCAGACGAGGUCGUGGACCAGUAUUACGAUGUCUACCCAGAUCUUCUUACAGUGCAGGCUUGCAAUGUGAUUCGAAUGAUCAGGAUCUUACUCCACGACACAUGUCGAUCGGCAUACAUGGACAUGGCAUCCAGGCAUGACGGUCCGCUCUUGAACCAGCAUAUUCGAUGUGCUACGCAGAUGAUUGAUGCACUGGCACUAGAGAUACUGCCGGCCGAACCACGAUGUGCUGGAAUUGACCAUGGUUGCGAAAGCACCGAUGACUUCUCGCCAUCGCAGAAAAUGCAUUGCUAUACUCUUCUGUUCCCGUUCUAUGUGGCUGGAAUGUAUGCAAGUCCAGGAAGCGGAAUUCCAGAUCAGAUUAUGCUCCAUUUAAAGUCGAUGGCAAGCACCUCGGGUGUCAAGAAUGCCAGCGUCGUCGCUGACAUGCUCGCCGCCUCAGAGCGACUUCCCCCAUGGAGUAUCUAUGCCAUUCUGGGAAGCUAUGCGUUUGCAGCAUAG
Molecule: messenger RNA, 1488 nt
Organism: Capronia epimyces CBS 606.96
Lineage: Eukaryota; Fungi; Ascomycota; Eurotiomycetes; Chaetothyriales; Herpotrichiellaceae
Exons: 1
Coding region: 1-1488 (495 amino acids)
Biological process (GO): regulation of DNA-templated transcription
Molecular function (GO): DNA-binding transcription factor activity, RNA polymerase II-specific; zinc ion binding
Source: RefSeq, a predicted model, not a curated record